Messenger RNA from Lycium barbarum (goji berry), 1322 nucleotides. RefSeq lists its product as uncharacterized. The record is from RefSeq and is a predicted model, not a curated record. The coding region runs from base 91 to 1032 and encodes 313 amino acids. Lineage: Eukaryota; Viridiplantae; Streptophyta; Magnoliopsida; Solanales; Solanaceae. The transcript has 5 exons.
AUUUAUUCAAAUUUGUUCCUGGAUAAAGUAAACUCAAACAGACUUCCCAUUUUCAAAAAAACUCCAGUCUUUCAGCUAACACUCAAAAAAAUGGAGAGAGCAACACCUGUACGAAAACCCAACACCUCUACCUCAGAUCUGCUCACCUGGUCCGAAGCUCCUCCGGCAAACAACAACUCUGUUUCCUCCGCCACCUCAGGCAAUGCCUCUCGCUCCGGCGCUCGUUCUCAUCAGCCUUCUGAUGGAAUCAGUAAGGUGCUGUUUGGAGGUCAAAUCACUGAAGAGGAAGCUGAGAGCUUGAACAAACGGAAACCAUGUUCAGGGUACAAACUGAAGGAGAUGAGUGGCAGCAAAAUAUUUUCUGAUGAUGGUGAAGAUGAUGCAUCUGAAUCAGGAGCUGUAAAUAGUAACUUUAACAACAGGACAUCUGUCCGCAUUGUUCAGCAAGCUGCAAAUGGGAUAAGCCAGAUCUCAUUCAGUACUGAAGAAAGGAUCUCUCCCAAGAGACCUAUCACUCUUACAGAAGUAGCAAAGCAGAGAGAGUUAAGUGGAACACUAGAAAGUGAGUUGGACAGCAAAAUGAAGAAGCAGCUGUCUGAUGCAAAGAGCAAGGAACUCAGUGGAAAUGACAUCUUUGGCCCUCUGGCAGAAAUUCCUCCGAGAUCUUUGGCUGCUGCCCGAUGCAUAGAGUCAAAAGAAAGCAAAGACAUGGGCGAACCUGCUCCACGACUUGUACGCACGUCUGUCAAGGUUUCUAAUCCUGCUGGUGGUCAUAGCAAUAUUUUGUUUGGUGAUGAGCCUGUUGUCAACCCAGUAAAGAAAAUACAUAACCAGAAGUUUGCAGAGUUGACCGGCAAUGACAUUUUCAAGGGAGAUGUUCCUCCUGGAUCUGCAGAAAAGCCACUGAGCAGAGCAAAGCUGAGAGAAAUGAGUGGAAAUGAUAUUUUUUCUGAUGGAAAAGUUGAAUCCAGAGAUUACUUUGGUGGCGUGCGCAAACCACCAGGUGGAGAAAGCAGCAUCGCACUAGUUUAGAUAAAUGCGAUCAAACUGUUGUUACGGUUAGUUAACCUGUAGUGUUCCUGCAACAUUUCAUCUGACUAGUGAUGCUUGUAAUGUUUCAUGGGAUUUAGGACUGAGGGCUGUAGAUUUGAUAUGUUUAACCAUGUUGUGUGGACAACUUCUAAAACUUUAAUUUACAUCAACUUGGAGGAUUGUUAGCCCAACAUAGUAUUUUUAAGAUACUGGUCUUUACGUUUGUAUUAGCCUAACACUUUGGAUUAUAGUGUAUGUAUGUAGUUGUGUUUAGGUAGUGAUAAUAUAUA